Messenger RNA from Periophthalmus magnuspinnatus, 2364 nucleotides. It is a transcript of the gene fkrp, whose product is annotated as fukutin related protein. Gene Ontology annotation, cellular component: Golgi apparatus. The record is from RefSeq and is a predicted model, not a curated record. The transcript is spliced from 2 exons. Gene Ontology annotation, biological process: protein O-linked glycosylation via mannose. Lineage: Eukaryota; Metazoa; Chordata; Actinopteri; Gobiiformes; Gobiidae. The coding region runs from base 217 to 1800 and encodes 527 amino acids.
AAAAAAACAGUCUCUUGCGGUAAUGGCUGGUUGCUAAAGCAGAUUUCUAUGGCUAAAGCUAGAGGUACUAUGCCCAGGUUCCUCUUCGCAUAACUGUACUACUAAAAAUGACAGCCUGAUGCAAGCUUACUCCUCUCCUGCCCUUGAAAGGAUCACUACACACAUGGGUGUCUUGGACUAUUUAAUGUCAGUUUACAAAUUGUGAAAGAAAUUGCCAUGCGCAUUAGUUUCUGCCAGGGCUUGUUAACCGCAGCCAUCAUCCUGAACCUCCUCGUUCUCUACUAUGUGUCACGAGCUCAGCAGCAGAUGUUGGAAAAGAGAAAGGAACUAGGCCGAGGCACCAAGAAGGCAUCUUUGCAAGGAUCAAGUCUUGGGAGUGACCUGGGCAUAUUGGCUGGGCAUGCAGGUGCAUUGGACAAUCAUGGUCGAAGCCCUCGAGUAACAACACUUCUUAGAGAGUUUGAAAACUUUGAAAAUUAUGUUACAGAUGUGGCUAAUUCCUUUCUUCGACAAAGACCUGAACUGCCUUUCAUUGUGGUUGCGGACACUUCUCCUUACCCUCCGCUUGUGCUUCCAGAGGGCACUCGGCUUCUCCUGCUCUCUCCAAGUCCAGAUCAGCCUCCACAGGCUCACAGGCCGGAGUUCCACAUCCAGACAGAGUUUGUCUUCCUGAUUCCUGAUGGUGUUGAGUUGGAGCAGCCUCGAGUGAUAGAAAGACUGAUCCGGGAGUUAGAAGGAGAAGGCGGGGGCCCUGUGAGGCUAGUGGCUGCCCCUGUUUUGACCCGGUCAGCAGUGCAGUGUCUCCAUCUGAGAGUGAACCUCAGAGAGUGGACAGCCACGUACUCUCCAGCCGCUUCUGGGAGCAGUGGAAGUGUCUGCACAGCUUUACAAGGUGAUGCUGUAGUCCUAAUGCGCACAGAAGACCUCUUUAACCUUUCCGUGCCACUUGGGCAGCCUCUUUUCUCUGCUCUUUUUAUUCAGACUGCUCUCAGAGGGUGGAAGGUGAAGCUGCUGGAGAGUCCUUGCUUCUCAGCCAGCCAUAGACCUCUGUUCAGUUCUGCUCAUAAUCAGUGGAAGGCCGACACUCGAUUGAAGGAGGCCACCGGGAGACUUAUGAAGAGUUUCGGGUUAAAACGUCUUCUUCUACCUGAAGGAAAGGAGCAGUGGUUUGGAUGCAGUAAAGAAACACCACGAUGUUUUGGCACAGUACAGGAGAACACACCAGAGUAUUUAUACCUUGAUCGCUGGACACCGCCAUGCUGCCUGAAAGCGCUACGAGAAACCACAAAGUAUGUAAUUAAUAUUCUGGAGAGCUCAGGUGUGCGGUACUGGCUAGAAGGAGGGACCCUUUUAGGUGCUGUUCGACAUCAAGACAUCAUUCCGUGGGAUUAUGAUGUGGACCUUGGAAUUUACCUAGAAGAUGUACCUAACUGUGAUCAUCUAAAAAAUCUAGAUGCUGGCUCUUUGGUAGAUGCAAAUGGUUAUGUCUGGGAGAGAGCAGUGGAGGGAGAUUUUUACAGAGUUCAGUACAGUGAGGCCAAUCACCUCCAUGUUGACCUGUGGCCAUUUUACCCUCGUAAUGGUGUUAUGACAAAGGAUACAUGGACAGAUCACAAGCAAGAUGUGGAGUUUCCAGAACACUUCCUGCAACCACUAGUGCCAAUAUCUUUUGCUGGUAUCACUGCCUAUGGACCCAACAACCACCGAGCAUUUUUAGAGUUGAAGUUUGGCGAAGGUGUGAUUGAGAACCCACAGUAUCCUAAUCCAGCCAAAAAAAGACUGGAUAAAAGUAAAUUAUGAAACAAAUUUUGUCAAUAGAUGAAUAUGACACAUAAGUGUGGGGUGUUUUAUGUUUAUAAGGGACUUGGACAUUAAGGACAAAAGGUUAUUUUUAGAAUAAGAUACUGGGAGUGCUCACCCAGAUCACAGAUAAGUUACACUGAAAAACAGGUGCUCAACAAGUUCCUUAGAGGGCAGAUACUGUAAAAGGAUGAAAAAGAACCAAGCCCAGAUGAAGAUGCUGUGAAUAUAAAGCAUAAAGACAGUGCCUCGGACCUUUUGCAUAAAAAGUUAUUUAUUCUACAUUAGGUUUUGAACAGUUGUUUUGUUUAGGUUUGCCAUGUGCAAUAUGCCUAUGACUGAAAAUAAUUUCAAGCUGUAUCCCUGUAUUGUGAGCGAUCAUAAAAGAUGUAUACAUUUUAUGUGCCAUGGUAAUGCUCAUCUGUAAAAUGUUGAUCAAUCUUCAUGAAAUGAAUCACAGUGGUGCACAUAGUUCAUGCCCCAAAACCUCAAACUGUAUCAGUCUAUAGUGCACUAUAAUGUUUAACUUAUUUAAAUAAAGCAUUGUGCCAUGUUUUAAAAUUC